AUGUCCUUCUCCAGAUCCUCUGCCUCUGCCCUCAAGCAGGCCCUCAGGACCACCGCCCCCAGGGCCUCCCGAGGUGCCGCCCUCAGGUCCUACUCCCUCCUCACCGGCGCCGCCCCCAGGGCCAUGGCUACCCGACUCGGUGCCACCCGAGGUGUCAAGACUCUUGACUUUGCCGGCACCAAGGAGGACGUCUACGAGCGUGCUGACUGGCCCCUCGACAAGCUCCAGGAGUUCUUCAAGAACGACACCCUUGCUAUGAUCGGUUACGGCUCUCAGGGUCACGGUCAGUCCCUCAACGCCCGUGACAAUGGCCUCAAGGUCAUUGUCGGUGUCCGAAAGGGUGGUGAGUCCUGGAAGCAGGCUCAGGAGGACGGAUGGGUGCCCGGAGAGACCCUCUUCGACAUCCCCGAGGCUAUCGCCAAGGGUUCCAUCAUCAUGAACCUUCUUUCCGAUGCCGCCCAGUCUCAGACUUGGUCCGAGCUCGCUCCCCUCAUCACCAAGGGCAAGACUCUCUACUUCUCUCACGGUUUCUCCGUCGUCUACAAGAACGACACCAACGUUGAGGUUCCCAAGGACGUUGAUGUCAUUCUCGUUGCCCCCAAGGGUUCUGGCCGAACUGUCCGAACCCUCUUCCUUGAGGGCCGAGGUAUCAACUCCUCCAUCGCCGUCUACCAGGACGUGACCGGUCAGGCCAAGGACAAGGCUAUUGCCCUUGGUAUUGCCGUCGGUUCCGGUUACUGCUACGAGACCACCUUUGAGAAGGAGGUCUACUCUGACCUCUACGGAGAGCGAGGUGUCCUCAUGGGUGGUAUCCAGGGUAUGUUCCUCGCCCAGUACGAGGUCCUCCGAAAGAACGGCCACUCCCCCUCCGAGGCCUUCAACGAGACCGUCGAGGAGGCUACCCAGUCCCUCUUCCCCCUCAUCGGCAAGUACGGUAUGGACUACAUGUACAACGCCUGCUCCACCACUGCCCGACGAGGUGCCCUCGACUGGGCCCCCAGGUUCAAGGAGGCCAACCUUCCCGUCUUUGAGGCUCUCUACAAGUCCGUCAAGGACGGUUCCGAGACCCGACGAUCCCUCGAGUUCAACGGCCGAAAGACCUACCGAGAGGACCUCCAGAAGGAGCUUGACGAGAUUGACAACCAGGAGAUCUGGAGGGCCGGUAAGACCGUCCGAGCUCUUAGGCCCGACGCCAACAAGGACGAGCUUUAA
Messenger RNA from Cryptococcus wingfieldii CBS 7118, 1212 nucleotides. Its product is annotated as ketol-acid reductoisomerase, mitochondrial. The coding region runs from base 1 to 1212 and encodes 403 amino acids. Gene Ontology annotation, molecular function: ketol-acid reductoisomerase activity. The record is from RefSeq and is a predicted model, not a curated record. The transcript is spliced from 5 exons. NCBI's taxonomy places the organism in Eukaryota, Fungi, Basidiomycota, Tremellomycetes, Tremellales, Cryptococcaceae. Gene Ontology annotation, cellular component: mitochondrion. Gene Ontology annotation, biological process: L-valine biosynthetic process.